This is a messenger RNA of Phascolarctos cinereus (koala), 5157 nucleotides long. RefSeq names its product GIT ArfGAP 2 (gene GIT2). Gene Ontology annotation, biological process: regulation of ARF protein signal transduction; synaptic vesicle recycling; brain development. Gene Ontology annotation, molecular function: GTPase activator activity; small GTPase binding. The record is from RefSeq and is a predicted model, not a curated record. Lineage: Eukaryota; Metazoa; Chordata; Mammalia; Diprotodontia; Phascolarctidae. Gene Ontology annotation, cellular component: synapse.
GUGCCGCUGCCGCCGCCGCGGGGCUGCCAGGGCUGCCGGGAGCGGAGCCGUCGGAGCGGAAGCGCCCCCGCCGCCGCUGUCGGGGCGCCCAAGGCGGGAGCCAUGUCGAAGAGGCUGCGGAGCAGCGAGGUGUGCGCCGACUGCAGCGGCCCCGAUCCCUCUUGGGCAUCAGUGAACAGGGGAAUUUUGAUAUGUGAUGAGUGCUGCAGCGUACAUCGGAGCCUGGGACGUCACAUCUCUCAAGUGAGGCAUCUGAAGCACACGCCGUGGCCCCCCACGUUGCUUCAGAUGGUUGAAACUCUGUAUAAUAAUGGUGCUAAUUCUAUCUGGGAACAUUCUUUGCUGGACCCUGCUUCCAUCAUGAGUGGGAGGCGGAAAGCUAAUCCACAGGAUAAAGUGCAUCCCAAUAAAGCGGAAUUCAUCAGAGCCAAGUACCAGAUGCUUGCGUUUGUUCACCGCCUGCCCUGCCGCGAUGACGACAGUGUUACUGCCAAAGACCUCAGCAAGCAACUCCAUUCGAGUGUGAGGACCGGAAAUCUGGAAACGUGCUUACGGCUGCUGUCUUUAGGAGCCCAGGCCAACUUUUUUCACCCUGAGAAGGGAAACACCCCACUCCACGUGGCUGCCAAAGCGGGGCAGAUUUUACAGGCUGAGCUGUUGGCAGUGUAUGGGGCCGAUCCAGGCACUCAGGACUCAAGUGGGAAAACCCCCAUUGAUUAUGCCAGACAAGGAGGGCACCGAGAGCUGGCAGAACGUCUGGUCGAGGUGCAGUAUGAACUCACAGACAGACUCGCCUUCUACCUGUGUGGCAGGAGGCCAGAUCACCAAAACGGACAGCACUUUAUUAUACCUCAGAUGGCAGACAGCAGCCUGGAUUUGUCUGAAUUAGCAAAAGCUGCUAAGAAGAAACUUCAAUCUCUAAGUAACCACUUGUUUGAGGAGCUCGCCAUGGACGUGUAUGAUGAAGUUGACAGACGAGAAACUGAUGCAGUGUGGCUUGCGACCCAGAACCAUAGCACUUUGGUGACUGAAACAACAGCCGUCCCCUUCCUUCCAGUGAAUCCGGAGUAUUCUUCGACAAGAAACCAGGGCAGGCAGAAAUUAGCCCGGUUUAACGCUCAUGAGUUUGCUACACUGGUCAUAGACAUCCUGAGUGACGCCAAGAGGAGACAGCAGGGGAACCCAAGCAGCGGUUCGAAAGACAACGUGGAGCUCAUCCUGAAAGCCAUCGGCAGCCAGCCCAGCCUGGAGAGUCAAGACAAUGACCAGCCAGACUAUGACAGCGUCGCAUCUGACGAAGACCCAGACUUAGAGACGACAGCGAGUAAAGCGAGCAGGCAGAAGAGCCUGGAUUCCGACUUGUCAGACGGGCCAGUCCCCAUCCAAGAGUUCAUGGACGUCAAAAAUGCUCUGGUGGCUUCUGAGGCAAAGAUCCAGCAGCUCAUGAAGGUGAAUAACAGCCUGAGCGACGAGCUGAGAGUGAUGCAGAAAAAGCUUCUGACCCUCCAGAGCGAGAAUUCGACCCUCAGGAGGCAGGCCACCACCCAUCUCUGUCAGGUGCCGCCUGGCUCUGAGUACCCAGACCCCUCCAGCCCUUCCUCCUUAAAGCGGCGUCCAUCUGCCCGGGGCAGUAGACCCAUGUCCAUGUACGAGACCGGAUCUGGUCAGAAACCCUACCUCCCCCUGGGGGAAGUCGCCUACCCAGAAGAGAGCGUGGCCAGACUGCAGCCUUUCCCCCCGCAUAUCGGGAGGAGUGCGUUCGUGACCUCCUCUUCAUCUCUGCCUUCCUUCCCCUCCACACUUUCCUGGUCAAGGGAUGAAAGCGCACGAAGGGCUUCCAAGUUAGAGAAACAGAACAGCAUGCCAGAGAGCGACUAUGACAACACCACCCCUGACUCCGAGCUGGACGACACAGGGUCAGGCAGAAAGGCAAGACAGCGGAGCAUCGUCUGGCCCGGGGAGGGAGCCAUCCCUGAGGUGGGAGACCCCCACGGCGUGUCAAGUUCUACCCUUCCGAGCACAGAGGACGUCAUUCGGAAAACUGAACAGAUCACCAAGAACAUCCAGGAACUCUUGCGAGCAGCCCAAGAAAAUAAGCACGACAGCUACAUUCCGUGCUCAGAGAGGAUACACGUGGCCGUGACUGAAAUGGCAGCCCUCUUCCCCAAAAAACCCAAAUCUGAUAUGGUGAGGACUUCGCUGCGCCUCCUGACAUCCAGUGCCUACAGACUCCAGUCAGAGUGCAAGAAAACCCUGCCGGGGGAGUCCAGCUGUCCGGCAGACAUCCAGCUGGUCACCCAGCAGGUCAUCCAGUGUGCGUACGACAUCGCCAAGGCCGCCAAGCAGCUGGUGACCAUCACCACCAAAGAGAACAACCACUGAAGGCCUCUUCGCUUUCUUAGUCUUUGUAAGAUCCAAGUUCAGAUGUAGACGCGGAACGUUACAGAUUUUUACAAAAAACAAUUUAGUGGCAGAGUAAACUUUUUAAAAUAAGACUCAGUAUUAUUUUUGCAUGUUUUCUAACAGAUUUUCCACUGUUAAUUUAACCCACUUGCCUUAUUUUGUGCCUGUUUUGCCUGUUUCGUUACUGAUCCUGGUAUGUUGUAAACAGCUCUUGGGUUGAUUUGUCCGUUACGUGCAAAAAAGUCUCGUGUUUGUCAACUCUAGCAACUUCUCGUCGUCUCUGGUUAAAAUUAGGAAAAGAGCUUUAGGAAGAAAUGUCCUCGAGACAGGUGGACCCAAACUGUACAGUCUCUGUCUCUGUCCCAUAUACAAGCAUUGUGCAAUUGCUAGAAUUUCACCAGGUUCCUGCAACGCCUGGGAAGUUUGCCGUGUCCAAACCCGUGCAGGGAAGGGUCCUGGCCCCUUUCUGAUCCCCAGCCUUGGAAGGAAGCAUGGGGACCAGCGGGGUGGAGAUGACCUACAGGCUGGUCCUUCUCUCCCAUCUCUUCCUGGAACGAGGAACCACGCUCUUUCUUCAUUGUUAGGCUAGGUUGGGCCGAGACCACCAGCUGCAGGGUUUGUGUCCAGGUAAGGCCUUUUGCCCUGUGAUGAUGGAGCAGAGGUUUUUUAUGAGAACUGAUGGCAAAAAAGCACGUAGGUUGAGUAAGCUGCGGCCAGUUCUCUCGAGCCCCCUCAGACACUGCUGCCGUUGCCUGAGGUCAAAAGUCAGAAACGGCUUUGGUCGUCCCUGCCACGGGACGUGUUCCUUCAUCCCCGUCAGCCUACAGGGAUUCCUCCUUGUCCUGCAAGAAUUCGCUGCAGAAUGAGUCUUCGUGUUCCUCAAGCUGGUUUUCACCCUCCCUAAAAAGUAGCCACCACUUGGAAAAAACUCCUCAGGCCCACGUGCUCCUCAACUGCCAGAUAUCCCCAAGCUGGGACAGAUCAUCAGCUGUGGCUUCCGUCCCUGGGGACUUUCUUCAUUCAUAGAAAGAGGGUCCCUUCAGCUUGAUUGUGAAGGUCUGUGUGUGGGUGUGGUUCAGGUAGGGCAGGGCUUCUGGGACUGGGUCGUUUGUGGGCGUUGCUGUCUGUGGUCACCUUGGCUGCGAAUCCUGGUUUGCCCGUAGAACAGACCCAUCGCUGCUGUUUGUUAGGAGGGCAUUGGCUGGCUCUCUCUUUUAAAUUACAUCUGCAAUAGCCUACUUAUCAUUGUGCAGAUGAACACAUUGGAAUAAUCAUAGUAAAAUGUGGUCCACUGCUUCCAGUGAUGUCUAAGCUUGGCUGUGUGCUAAAUGGAUUCCUCUGAUGCAGAAGCGUGUUUGUUGCUUUGGCCAUACCUGUCAUGGAAUCACUCCAUGGUAGCAUUUCCGGUGCAUUGCAGAUUGGGUUCUCCCCUCCAGCUUUGCUCUCUUGAAGAUAAAGGGGGGAUGUGUACGUGUGUGUGUGUGUUUGUGUACAUGUGUGCGUGUGUGCAUGUUAGGGGAAGGACUCAUUUCUUGUCAUUCUCAUCCCCUUGUUCGCAUUGCCACCAAGUGCCAUAACCUUGUCGGACGCUCAUGUGGGGCUGUCGCUGUCACUGCCUUGGACCGGGGCAGCUGGCGGUGGAAAGGUCACUCUGUGUUUUUUGUUUUAAAAAGAAAAAACUGCCUGGUAACUCUCUUUGUACUCAGUGCCCUCUCUUUGUCCUUCUACAUUGUAAAUAUUUGCUCCUCCUGUUUGGUUUAGCCCCCAGACCUUAGCUGGUUAAUCCUGUGGAAAUGCAGGUGACAGUUCUGAAUUGGUGCCAUUGAUGAAUUGACCAAUAGAAGACAGAGUGUCUCAACUGUUGGGAAAGCUAAGCUAUUUUCAGUGUAUUGAUGAGCUCAUCUCAAGUGACCCCUUUGUUCCUAAAUGGUGAACAACGUCCCAAGAAAGACGAAGGAAGCAAAAGCGUUUGUAGGCAAGAUGUUGCAGUGUGAGCACUCUCUCUGUGCCCAGCCAGUGCCAAAACCAUGCAGAGAAGUCCUUAAUUAGCACAAUUAGCAGGAACAGAAGCAAUCGCCAGUGGGCCAUGUCUCGCCUGCCCCAUUCCAGAGGCUUUCUGUUCUGUUGGCCCAGGGCACCCCGCCCCGGGGGGUUGUUUUUGGUCCCCUUUUGCACGUGUCGGGGUCAGAGGGCACCAAAGAGCCCUCUUGGCCAUGUCUGUUUUUCUUCUGGAAGCAUGCAUUGCUCCCCUUCUGAGAAGCCAAGAGGACAGAGGUGCACUUUAGGAGCAGAUAUUACAAACGCCUUUGCCCUUGAGGCCCCUCGGCCCAGAAUCCCAUCCUGUCUGUCAGGUGCGUUCCUGUUUGCCAAAAAGGGGGACCUGGGCCCUCAGAGGCGCGGCUCCGGAUCUGGGACCCAAUGCCGAUGUGACUUCACUGGCAGGACCUCGGAGGAGGCCCUUCCUUCUUUCUGCAGGUGCGUCAGUGAGCUUCCAGGGAGUUCAUCUCAUGUUUCUUUCCUUGUCCUGGGUGGAGUGAAAUCCUUUUUUUUUUUCCAAAAAUGCUGCAUAAGAAAAACAAAAAUGCCUUUUUAUUGAAAAGUGUAUUUAUCAGUGUCACUCAUCAUUCUGUACUUAUGAUUUCGCUUCUGUUGUACAUUCUAUUAUUGUAAUUAUUGUACAACCUUUUAAAUGUUGUAAAAUUGUUUUGCGUUCUGUGCCUGCUAGUUAUGCAAUAAACAGGCUUUACAAAUGUC